GGUUAGCUCAGCCAGACGCUGCAGCCGGAGAGACGCAACAUGGCGGAGAGAGGCAGCGAGAAGCCGCGGUCCGAAUGUUCUCCAGCCCCGCUGUAGAACUGUUCGGUGUUGGCCAGGUUUUACCGCUUUAAGGCGAAUGGAGACAACUUCAAGAGACAAACGGCUGUGGAAAAUAGUCGCGAGGGAGCUAUCUGAGAUGAGCCGACACGCGACAGGCGUCCAGGGGUCGGUGCAGGAGUGCCCCCCCCCCUCCCCGCCGCUGCCUGCGGAUCAUGUGCUCCACUCUGCAGCCGUGUUGUUCCCUGGUGCUUUUGAUCAACAUGGCUGCCCUUUGAUCGUGUUUCCAGUAGAGGAACAAGCCAAACUCUCCUCAGAACUCAGCAAAGCAGAAGUGGUGGACUUCAUAAAUCACUUUCUGGGUCUGCACAAUAGGAAGCAGGAGAAGGAGGGCUUGGUGUCAGUGGUGGCUGAUCUGAGGCAUGCAUCCCUCCAAACCUCCAGGUUCAUUGCUGAGACUCUGCUCCUGCUCGAGCUGCACAAGAGGACCGUCCACAGUGUGUACAUAAUUCAGCCCAAAAAGAAGGAUGUUGUGAAGCUGUUGCUGAAGCUCCUGGCUCCGUCAAAGUGCUACACUGCCUCCUUCAAGAAAGUCCUUCUGAAAGAAAUCUCAGAGCUCUCCAACUACAUUGACCGAAGCCAGCUAACGCCAUCACUGGGCGGCUACCUCGUGUACUGCCACCAGAGCUGGGUGGCCUUCAUUAAGGAGGUGGAUGAGUUUGUUCAGGACUUCCUGUCGGUGGUCCAGCGGCUGCCCUCGUGUAUCUCCACCCUGCAUGCUCUGUCCAGGCUGCCGCUGCCCUCCACCUCCAGAGAGCUGCAGCACUUCUGCUGCACCAACGAAGCCACGUUCCUGCAGCUCAGGAGGUCAGACUCUCCACUGUUCUCCUACUCCACCUAAAGCCCAGUGCUGGUUCAGGACAUCUGAGUGCAUUUUAUUGACUGCAGAAUCAAAAAAUCAGGUGAAUGUAAGGUUAGCUGACGUGAUUCAUUUCAUUAUUUACUCUACUUCUCUGUAAAGGAAAACUGCAAAGUGACUUGUUAAACCUCAAGUGUUAAUGGUACCUUGAAUGUCAACCGCAAAACAGCAUUUAAUUUACAAAGGCAGCCUAUUCCAUCGGAAUGAGACUACAAUGCAGGAAGUUAAAUCUGUAGGCAAGUGUAACACAUUUCCACGAAGAACCAAGAAACCCAACACUUUAGUGUUCCCCGCAGGGAGCUGGGUCUGGAUGAGCUGCUGAGGCACUGUGAGGGUAUCGUGGAGAAGCUGCGGCACCCUGAGAAGG
Gymnodraco acuticeps is the source of this 1343-nucleotide messenger RNA. RefSeq lists its product as uncharacterized. NCBI's taxonomy places the organism in Eukaryota, Metazoa, Chordata, Actinopteri, Perciformes, Bathydraconidae. Gene Ontology annotation, molecular function: guanyl-nucleotide exchange factor activity. Bases 137 to 958 code for a protein of 273 amino acids. Gene Ontology annotation, cellular component: cytoplasm. The record is from RefSeq and is a predicted model, not a curated record. The transcript is spliced from 7 exons.